Messenger RNA from Naegleria fowleri, 1260 nucleotides. RefSeq lists its product as uncharacterized. The record is from RefSeq and is a predicted model, not a curated record. Bases 1 to 1260 code for a protein of 419 amino acids. The transcript has a single exon. Gene Ontology annotation, molecular function: alpha-(1->6)-fucosyltransferase activity. Gene Ontology annotation, biological process: protein N-linked glycosylation. Lineage: Eukaryota; Heterolobosea; Eutetramitea; Acrasida; Naegleriidae.
AUGUGCCCUUCCCCCGCUACUCUCGACCAAAAACCAGAAGGGGUAGUUACAUUUGGCUCUACAUCCUGCAAACCAAACAACAUUACAAUUAUUAAGGAAUGUAUCUCAAAAGAAAAUGAAGACCCCUCAAUGAAAAUCAUUUCGAACGGACGAAUACAAGAUCCCGAAUUAAUACCAUAUUUUAAAAGGAAUAAUCCCUUUACCUGUGGUACCGAUAAAUGGCAGUUUCAUUACGCCAAACGCCAUUCAGACGCUCUUACAAAUUUCAACGAAACAAAUAAGUAUCUAGUUUAUCAAUGUCGGAAAGGGUCAUGCGCCGGGUGGGGUGAUCGAAUCAUUGGAAUUAUUACUACAUUUUAUUUUACCUUAAUUUCAGACCGUAUAUUUUUGAUUGAUCACACAAAUCCAACAGAUCUGGAGAAUUCGUUGACAUUUAACGCAAUAGAUUGGAGAUUUUCUAGGCAGAAACAAAAGCUUGAAAGACUCUCCUCCAAAUAUUCUGAUGUUUAUUUUUGCGUGGUUGAUAAGCCUCUCAGAAAACAGUUCGAGUUUGAGGAUUUUAGGAGCUUACUUUCUACGGACGUAGAAUUUGUUUUAUUCAACGAACGAGUCUACACUUACAUGCAUGACAAUCCAAAGCUUAGUGAACGAAGAAAAGAACUGGGUCUUGAUCGUAUGAGUUUUUUUGACAUUUUUGGUUGUUUAUUUCAGUUUCUAUUUAAGCCAAAUCAGUCAAUGAAAGACCUUAUCCAACCAAUUUAUUGGAAUAAUUUUAAGACUCACCCAACACAAAAAGUUAUUGGGGUUCAAAUACGAACUGGUGAGGGUGUUGGAGAGCCACCACGACUUCUAGAUACAACAAAAUCGGCGUUCUGGUCUUGCAUCGAUCAGGUGUCUGCAAGAAUCAAGCAAGCAGCACCCAACAACACAGAGCCAAAAAUCUUUCUGACAACAGACAGCAAUGCAAUCAAAGAGUACGCUAGACACAGAUAUAAGGACAGGCUAAUUACAUUCAAUACGGAAAUAGCACAUGUUGACUACAGUGCAUCUAAAGGUGUAUUUCAGUCGACCCUAGCAGAAUUUAUGAUGCUCGCCAUGUGUGACGAAUUCAUCAUAUCACGCUCCAAUUUUGGAGAAGCUGCUUCAAUGUUGAAUUUCAAUUCUCGAUACAAAAUACCAGGGGCAAAAUGUGAUGUGGAUCCACCUGAAUUUGAACUUGCUUCUGGUCAUAUCAUAAUCAAAAGCUUUAAAGCACACUAG